AUGGCCGCCCCCACCCCCAGCACGGCGGGCGGCGCCGGGACCCGCCUGGCAGAGGAGGCGCUCGGCUACGCGCCGGGGAGGGGGAGGAUUGCCCUCAACGCCUUCUCCGCCUUCAGCUUCGUCCCGCCCAGGCGGGAAGGGCCKCCGGAGCUCAGCUACUUCAACCGGCCGCAAAAGACAGGAGAUAUGUUCACCUAUGACGCUGUUUUCAGAAUACCAGAAGAUUAUGACCAGUAUCUUCCACGCUGUGACAGAAGACAUGCAAAGGGUCGUGGCCUUAAAAUUUAUGAGGAGGAAAGGGCAAGAAUUGUUCCUCUGAAGACAUCUUCGCAGUAUGGGAAAUACGUAAAUAACUCCUUAGACCCAGCAACCAAAGAGCAUGUAAGGGUUUAUAACGUGCAGAAAGCAAUCUAUGGGGAAAAUAGCUGCACUGAUCAUUGAAAAAACCUUCUCCAGGCCUGGAUCCAUGUUAAAUGUCUUGUAUCUGUCAUSAGCAGCAACAUUUAUGUGGAAAAAAAUGCAUUGAAAAGCAAUAUGGUGCUUUUGCCUUUUUCUCUACAUUUUAGUUAAUGAGAAUGAUCUGGAUUAUAAAUAGGGUGAAAUAGCAGCUGCACUUUUUCUCAUGCUAAUUAAAAUGCAUAUCUUCUUUCAUUCUCAUAAAAAUCUCAUGAAGAGCAGCACCAACAAGAGCUGAACACUUUAUGCAGCAACACUGGGAAUGAGACCUAUUGGGUCAAAAGCUCUCUCAGCAACUGCUUCUACACAACCAUUCACAUACCUAACAUUUAAGAAAGAUUACUCGUCAAGCUAUCAGUGGUCACAGGUUUUUUAAUCCUUACAGAGCUGCUAGAGAAUUGUGAGGCAUUGUUUUAUGUGCACAAUAGCUGAAAWAGAGAUUCUGCUCAGAAUUUUCUAAAAUGGAUGGGCUUACUCAUUAAUGGGCAAAUAAAGAAAUUAUCUGACCUCCAGAAGUGCUAAGCAGUUUCAGUAGAUUUCAAGUGGAACUUGAGUUAAAAUGAACUUCUGAGCAAGUUAAAAUUAACUUCUGAGCACUUGGCAUUUAAAGAGACAAAAUCUGGGUUUAGCUGAYUUCAGACAUUCACUUCACUGACUUCCACUAUAGGAAUUGUGUCUGACUGAUUUAAAAGAAAAAUCAUUGGGUCUAUAUCCAAUCUGAAAAAAGGGGAAAGAAGAAAAAGUAAUACUAGCAGAACAAGCACUAAAUAAUUUGGUAGAGAGGAUGGAAAAAAACACAAGGAUUUGAGCAGUAGUCAUUUAAGAAGCAUGUUUAGUACAAAUGUCUAAAUCUGAUGAAACAUUUARUGCCUUGUACUUUCAUGGAAUCCAGUUCUAAAAUUUUAAGGUAAUUUCAGGAGUUUCUCCUGUAGGAUAUGCAUCAGUUUGACUCUCAAGAGCCAUUGAUCCUGUUGUUUAAAGCUGAGGCAGUAUUGUUGAGAAAGGAACCCCCAGAGUGAUUGUACUAGAACAAGGACUUGAAGUCCACAACUGUGACUGACACUGGUUCUGUCAAGUAUUUAGACAUAGGAAGUCUAUGUCAUUUGUUAAAUACAGCGAGACUCCUGGAGAAAAAAUAGCAGAAACAAAAAACUUCUUAACGUCUUCUGGGACCUGAAAAGGUAGUAAAUUAGACAAUCAAUAGCAAUGGUUUGGCAUGAUCUGAGAAGCAGAGCACGGAGAGCAGCUCAUUCUGAGGGGUGUUUGUUACUUUCAUUAUUCAUGACCUGCAGUUCUACACUCAGUGGGCUAUGGACAGGAGGACAUUAACUGCUCCAUUCCUUUUCAAAAAUAAGCAUUUCAUUAAACAAAUUCAGCAGCAUUAAAUGAAAGGAUCACAGUAGGAACAAAGGGAGAAAAUUUUUUCUAAUACCACAAUGCUUUUUCAAGAAUCAGUAUUAAAGUUUACCAGUAAAGAAUUAGAUGGAAUAUAGCCGUAUUCUUAUGGUUAUUUUUAUUUUGGGACAGUCAGUACAAAUUGCUUCUUUUAAGUAGCCUUCCUAUAUUUGCAAAUCAUUUGUGUUUGAAAAAAAACUAUUAGAAAUCAAAUUUGUUUGAGAAUACCACCACCUUCUGGCCUGUGUAAGAAACAGGCAUCACCAGUUCACUUCCUCCACAGAUUAAGUAGCACAUCAAAACACCAGUUUCAAUGUUCCUAUCUCAUUUCUUUGUUUAUGUCACACCCUUCUCAUCCUUACUCACUUCUGAACGUCUUUCAUAGGUUAUUCCUCCCACUACUUGUUUUUCAUUCAGUUCUGAAUGGUGUCCAGUGCUCAGUGUGAAAAGAACACCCUGACAAUUUCUUCUAUAUUAGGCAUAAAUUCCUUAUAAAUGUUUGCAGAGCCAUUGCAGUGGCUCUCCUUCAAUUUUUCUUUGGCUAGAAUGACAAAUUCUGAGAUUAUGGAUGUUCUGAGCUUUCUAUUGAACUGUGUUGGAAAGCAUUUAAUUGCCUUUUGGUGCUCCCUUACCUGUCAGUGUUGACAUACUACCGUGAGGAAGGGUUUUACAUGCAACAAAUUAACAUGAACAGAAUGGACASCAUGACACAAUGUAAAUCAUAUUCUGGAUCUGGAUUUUGCAUCCAGGGAUUGCUGGGGCAAUUGACAGACUCCUGCAGCUUUCAAAUUUUUAACAGCAGCCUUGGAAGGAAAAAAUGGCCACAUUCURUAUCUACUGGUGGAAUAUACAGAAUGUCAAUGAUGUAAAAGUUUCACCU
This is a messenger RNA of Malurus melanocephalus (red-backed fairy wren), 2731 nucleotides long. It is a transcript of the gene CFAP90, whose product is annotated as cilia and flagella associated protein 90. Bases 1 to 441 code for a protein of 146 amino acids. The transcript has 3 exons. NCBI's taxonomy places the organism in Eukaryota, Metazoa, Chordata, Aves, Passeriformes, Maluridae. The record is from RefSeq and is a predicted model, not a curated record.